Setaria italica (foxtail millet) is the source of this 2124-nucleotide messenger RNA. RefSeq names its product premnaspirodiene oxygenase. The record is from RefSeq and is a predicted model, not a curated record. The coding region runs from base 30 to 1631 and encodes 533 amino acids. The transcript is spliced from 2 exons. Gene Ontology annotation, molecular function: oxidoreductase activity, acting on paired donors, with incorporation or reduction of molecular oxygen; heme binding; monooxygenase activity. NCBI's taxonomy places the organism in Eukaryota, Viridiplantae, Streptophyta, Magnoliopsida, Poales, Poaceae.
ACACCGGGAGGAGCAAUAAUUUGGCUUCCAUGACUCAAUAUACGCAGACUAGCAGCGGUGCUGGUGCAGGAACACUAACACCAAUGGAAGACCACUACUACCUCUACCUCGCCUUGGCGCUCGCGUCUCUGCUCGUCGUGAUCGCUAGUAAGCGCCGGCGCGCCCCGGCGGCGCACGGCCAUGGCCUGCGGCCGCCGCCGGGGCCGUGGCAGCUGCCGGUCGUCGGCAGCAUGCACCACCUCGCCGGCCAGCUCCCGCACCGCGCGAUGCGGGAUCUGGCGCGCCGCUACGGGCCGGUGAUGCUGCUUCGGAUCGGGGAGGUGCCGACGCUGGUGGUCUCGUCCCGAGAGGCGGCACGGGAGGUGAUGAAGACGCACGACACGGCGUUCGCGUCGCGGCCGCUGAGCACCACCGUGCGCGUGCUCACCAACGGCGGCCGGGACAUCAUCUUCGCGCCGUACGGGGAGCAUUGGCGCCAGCUCCGCAAGGUCGCCAUCACCGAGCUCCUCAGCGCCCGCCGGGUGCUCUCGUUCCGCGCCAUCCGCGAGGAGGAGGUCGCCGCCGCGCUGCGCGCGUGCGCCGCCGCGGCGGCGGCGCCGGGUGGCGGGCGGCCCGUCGAGAUGCGCGCGCGGCUGUCCGCGCUCGUGGCCGACGCCACGGCGCGCGCCGUGCUCGGCGACCGGUGUAGGGACCGCGACGCGUUCCUGCGGGCGCUCGACCGCUCCCUCGAGCUUUCCGCCGGGUUCAACCCGGCGGACCUGUGGCCGUCGUCCCGCCUCGUCGGCUGGCUCAGCGGCGCGGUGCGGCGAGCCGAGCAGUGCCGCGACACGGUGUACGGGAUCCUCGACGGCAUCAUCAGCGAGCACCUGGAGAUGAUGGACAGCGCCGGCGGCGCCGGCGAGGCCGAGGACCUCCUCGACGUGCUGCUCAAGAUACAGAGGGACGGCAGCCUCCAAAUCCCGCUCGACAUGGACGUGCUCAAAGCCGUCAUCUUUGACAUCUUCGGCGCCGGCAGCGAGACGUCGGCGACGACGCUGGAGUGGGCCCUGGCGGAGCUCGUCCGGAACCCCAAGGCGAUGGCGCGGGCGACAGCCGAGGUGCGCGGCGCCUUCGCCGCGCACGGCUCCGUGCCGGAGCGCGCGCUCGGCGAGCUCCGGUACCUGCACCUCGUCAUCCGGGAGACGCUCCGGCUGCACGCGCCGGUGCCGCUGCUGCUCCCGCGCGAGUGCCGGGAGCCCUGCUGCGUGCUUGGCCACGACGUGCCCGCGGGCGCCACCGUGCUGGUGAACGUCUGGGCGCUGGGCCGCGACGAGCGGUACUGGCCCGGUGGGGACCCCGAGGAGUUCCGGCCGGAGCGGUUCGAGGCUGAGGUCGGAGGGGUGGAGUUCAAGGGCGCCGACUUCGAGCUCCUCCCGUUCGGCGCCGGGCGGAGGAUGUGCCCCGGGAUGGCGUUCGGGCUCGCCAACGUCGAGCUCGCGCUCGCAAGCCUGCUGUUCCACUUCGACUGGGAGGCGCCCGGCAUCGCCGACCCGGCCGAGCUCGACAUGGCCGAGGCGUUCGGCAUCACAGCGCGCCGGAAGGCCGACCUCCUCCUCCGCCCCAUCCUUCGCGUGCCCGUGCCCGGUGUGUAGUCGACCUUCGUCCCCGCCGAGGUGCCGAGCCUACGGAUUGAUUAUUUGCUCGUCACCUGUGUCAGCGUUGGCUUCGCCGGAGAAGCUACUGCUCUGGACGACGAGCGCUUCCUGUUUCGUUGUGUUCUUUUACCAUGGGCCUUAUAACCUAUUAGUAGUGCAAGACCGAUAUGCCAAGCCCAUCUAAGACUAUGGGCCUAUUUGUUUUAAUCGUGGACCUCUCCAAUGUGUGCCCUUUACGUUUUGUUUCCACGGUAGAGAGUUGUUUGGACUUUGGACCAAAAGGUUUGCUCAUUGGUUGCUGAAUUGGGAUUUGGAGGGUACUGUACUGCACAAUCUAAAGGACCUAGCAGUGGCAACUUGAUAGUGAUAAAAUUAGGAAGAGGUCUCAAGCCCUGAUAACGAACUUGACGAAACCUAAGCGAUCUGGACGUGCUACACGGUGUGUGUGUAUAUAUAUAUAUUCUUAUAAUAUUCAUCAAUGUUUAAGGCA